Racocetra persica is the source of this 127-nucleotide messenger RNA. The record is from the annotation of a GenBank genome assembly. NCBI's taxonomy places the organism in Eukaryota, Fungi, Glomeromycota, Glomeromycetes, Diversisporales, Gigasporaceae.
AUGACGGAUGUUUGGACCUCAUGCACCAACCUUGGGUUUCUCGCUAUUACACUUCACUGGAUCGAUGAAGCCUGGAUUAUAAAACAAAUUUUAUUAGAUAUGAUACUGCUCCAUGAACGUCAUACCG